Messenger RNA from Fragaria vesca subsp. vesca, 1482 nucleotides. Its product is annotated as signal recognition particle 54 kDa protein 2-like. Bases 1 to 1482 code for a protein of 493 amino acids. The transcript is spliced from 2 exons. Gene Ontology annotation, cellular component: signal recognition particle, endoplasmic reticulum targeting; cytosol. Gene Ontology annotation, molecular function: GTPase activity; endoplasmic reticulum signal sequence receptor activity; 7S RNA binding. Gene Ontology annotation, biological process: SRP-dependent cotranslational protein targeting to membrane, translocation; SRP-dependent cotranslational protein targeting to membrane. NCBI's taxonomy places the organism in Eukaryota, Viridiplantae, Streptophyta, Magnoliopsida, Rosales, Rosaceae. The record is from RefSeq and is a predicted model, not a curated record.
AUGGUGUUGGCGGAGCUAGGAGGGAGCAUCUCCCUUGCUCUCCAGCAGAUGAGCAAUGCGACCGUGAUCGACGAGAAGGUUUUGAACGAGUGCCUCAAUGAGAUCACUCGCGCUCUUCUCCAGUCCGAUGUGCAAUUCAAGCUCGUCCGCGAUAUGCAGACCAAUAUCAAGAAGAUCGUCAAUUUGGAACAUCUCGCUGCUGGUCACAACAAGCGUCGCAUUAUCCAAAACGCCAUUUUCAACGAGCUCUGCAAAAUGCUUGAUCCUGGAAAACCAUCCUUCACUCCCAACAAGGGGAACCCCAGUGUCGUCAUGUUUGUUGGUUUGCAAGGUUCUGGAAAGACUACAACGUGCACGAAGUAUGCUUAUUAUCAUCAGAAAAAGGGAUGGAAGCCUGCCCUGGUGUGCGCGGAUACUUUCCGAGCUGGUGCUUUUGAUCAGUUGAAGCAGAAUGCUACCAAGGCCAAGAUUCCGUUCUACGGAAGCUAUAUGGAGUCUGACCCUGUGAAGAUUGCGGUGGAAGGAGUGGAGACUUUUAAGGAGAAUUGCGAUCUUAUAAUUGUUGAUACUAGUGGGCGUCACAAGCAGGAGGCUGCGCUUUUUGAGGAGAUGCGGCAGGUGGCUGAAGCCACGAAACCAGAUCUUGUUAUAUUUGUUAUGGACAGCAGUAUUGGUCAGGCUGCGUUUGAUCAAGCUCAAGCUUUUAAGCAAAGUGCUGCGGUUGGAGCUGUUAUUGUUACCAAGAUGGAUGGUCAUGCAAAGGGAGGUGGGGCUCUUAGUGCUGUUGCAGCCACAAAGAGUCCUGUUAUAUUUAUUGGAACAGGAGAGCAUAUGGAUGAGUUUCAAGUUUUCGAUGUUAAACCGUUUGUCAGCCGUCUCUUAGGCAUGGGUGACUGGUCUGGGUUUACGGACAAGAUUCAGGAAGUUGUUCCUAAGCUGGACAACCAGCCAGAGCUUCUGCAAAAGCUUUUACAAGGGACCUUCACGCUGAGGAUUAUGUAUGAGCAGUUUCAGAACCUUCUUCAAAUGGGUCCACUUCAGCUUACUUCAAUGCUUCCGGCUGCUGAGUUAAUGCCAAAAGGUAAUGAUAAGGAAAGCCAGGCCAAAUUAAAGCGGUACAUGACCAUAAUGGACUCGAUGACGAAUGAAGAGUUGGACAACACAGAUACAAAAAUCACUACUGAGUCUCGGAUGGUGCGAAUAGCACGAGGUUCUGGUCGUCUAGUAAGAGAAGUGAUGGAAAUGUUUGAAGAGUACAAGCGCCAGGCUAAAAUAUGGAGGAGCGGGAUGAAAGGACUUAAUUUUUCUAAGGGACCGAUGAGUCAACUAAACCGAAGCAUAAAUGCACGGAAAAUGAGCAAAAACCUACCUCCUCAGAUGUUGAAGCAGAUUGGUGGAAUGGGUGGCUUACAGAACUUGAUGAAGCAAAUGGGAAGUUUGGUUUCUGCUAGAGAAACGAUGCUCGGAGGCGGGGACAAAUAG